Messenger RNA from Yarrowia lipolytica CLIB122, 1632 nucleotides. RefSeq lists its product as uncharacterized. Gene Ontology annotation, molecular function: transmembrane transporter activity. NCBI's taxonomy places the organism in Eukaryota, Fungi, Ascomycota, Dipodascomycetes, Dipodascales. Gene Ontology annotation, biological process: amino acid transport; transmembrane transport. The record is from RefSeq and is a predicted model, not a curated record. Gene Ontology annotation, cellular component: membrane.
AUGGGAGAACUAGAACUAGAAGCCCAACAGUCAGUACACCAACACGAUGAAGCCGUACUGGCCGAUAUUGGUUACAAGCCCGAGCUGGCCCGAAACUUCUCCAUGCUACAAGUGUUUGGUAUUGCUUUCUCCAUCAUGGGCCUGCUGCCCUCCAUCGCGACCACCCUCUCUUACACACUUCCGGCAGGUCCCUACGGUAUGGUGUGGGGUUGGUUUGUUGCAUCAGGAUGCAUUAUGACGGUGGGUUUGGCCAUGGCAGAGCUUGGAUCGGCUCUUCCUACCUCUGGAGGUCUCUACUGGUGGACAUAUCACUUUGCUCCCGAAGGAGCCAAACGACCUCUUUCUUUUCUUGUGGGAUACUCGAACACCCUCGGUCUUACCGGCGGAAUCAUGUCGAUCGACUACGGAUUCGCCCAAAUCUUCGUCAGUGUCAUCAUCAUCGCGACAGACGGCAAAUGGAACCCUUCCCCCUACACUGUCUACGGAAUUUUUGCAGCCUGUGUGAUUUCUCACGCUCUGGUCGGGUCUCUCGGUACUAGCCACAUGGCCAAGGCCCAGACAGUUUGCAUUUACACCAACAUUGCCAUCAUUGUCGUCAUGAUCAUCGCUCUGCCAAUUGGAGGACGGCACCAUCUCAACUCCGGAGAGUAUAUGUUUGGACACAUUGACAACCUGACUGACGGCUGGCCUUCCGGCUGGGUCUUCUUCCUCACCUGGCUGAGUCCAAUUUGGACAAUUGGAUCGUUCGAUUCAUGUGUUCACAUGUCAGAGGAAGCCUCCAACGCAUCCAGGGCGGUCCCCUUUGGUAUUAUCUCGUCUAUUGGCAUGUGCUGGGUUCUUGGAUUUGUUAUCAACAUUGUCUUUGUAGCUGUUCUUCCUCACGACAUCUCUCCUCUUCUGGAGACUGUCUACCAGCAGCCGAUGGCUCAGCUCGUUUACGACGUUCUCGGAAAGAACUGGGCUAUUGGAAUCAUGGUCGUCCUGUUCGUUCUCCAGUGGACUAUGGGUCUGUCUAUCGUGACUGCUGCCUCUCGACAAUCCUGGGCCUUCUCUCGAGACGGAGCUCUACCAUUCUCAAACUUCUUCAAGGUCAUCAACGAGAAGUUCUCUAACCCCGUCCGUUGUGUUUGGGGCAACUCCAUCCUUGCUCUUGCUAUCGGCUGUCUCUGUAUGAUUGACGCAGCCGCAGCAGCAGCUCUCUUCUCAUUGUCUGCAGGAGGAAACGCUCUGGCUUGGGGUGUUCCUAUCUUCUUGAAGCUCGUCUGGGGCCGGAAGAAGUUUGUACCUGGACCCUUCUACAUGGGAGAUUUCCUGUCUGUUGCCGUAGCUGCUUUUGCUUGCUUUUACCUCACAUUCACCAUUGCCCUGCUCCAGUUCCCCCAGACAACCUCCCACCCAACAAAGGAGACCAUGAACUACACAUGCAUCAUUUUGGCGGCAGUGUGGGGUGGUUGUCUCAGUUAUUACUAUUUGUUCGCCCACAAGUGGUACCAGGGUCCCAAGACGACUCUGGAGCCCGUUGUGGUUGAUGGACAGGUGGUUGGAUACAACGAGGAGGCGGACCACCACAAAAAGAUCGAAGCUGAUUAUGACCAUGGCCAUCAAGCCUCUAGUCAGACCAGUUCUGAGUGA